CAGCAUACGCCAGCUAUGUUUGGGUUCAGUGUAACACAUUAACGUUACGUCUUUAACUGAACAUGCGUUGAUGCUGUGUAGUACUGCUUCACUGUACAUGGGACAUGUGUUUUUGUUCUUCAUUGUUCUUGGUGCUUCUGCUCGCUGUUGGACAUGAAGGUCUGCAUGUGCAAGGCCCCUCUGGUCCUCUAGUGGCCCAGUUAGGAGACUCCAUCCUGCUGCCGUGCUUCACUCAGGUCCCCCUGCCUCUGGAGGGGCUGCGGGUGGAAUGGAGAAAGACAGACGCAGAAUCUCUGGUGAACAUCUUCCAGCACGGAGGAAGCAGGCCAGAACUUCAGAGUCAGUCUUUUAGCGGAAGGGCGCACUUUUUCCCAGAUGAGAUAUCGAAAGGGAAUUUCUCCAUCUUACUCAGAAAUGUGGAAAGAAAGGAUGCUGGAAUUUACCGGUGCAAAGUGAGUUUGCACAGAGAGUCCAGUGAAACUGAAAUGGAAAUUAAAGAUAUUGAGCGUCUAGUGGUGACAGGAGCAGAUCGUGCCGUGGUUGCCUCUGUGGGUGAGGAGGUCAUACUGAACUGCUCUGUAGACUCUCAUCUACCAGCCAACAAAAUAGAACAAGUGUCCUGGAGAAGGACGGACGGAGACAUCCCGGUCCUGCUCUUUCAAGACAACGAGACCUUCCCGGAGUCUUCACAUGAGCGUUAUCAGGGAAGAACUGAGUUCUUCAUCACGGAAAUUCCCAAAGGAAACUUCUCACUAAAGCUGAGGAAUGUUAAGAUGGAGGACAAAGGGGAAUUCAUGUGUGAAGUCCACACUAGUGACAAGUCAGGAUACGCCAUUGUGGUUCUGCAAAGAAUCGGUUUCUCUGUGUCCCAUGUUUUGGUGCUGGUGUUGUGCAUUGCUACAUUACUGCUUGCAGUGGGAUUGUGUAUUCCUGUUUUCAUCCAGAUAGGAAAGAAAGUUUCUAGUGAAAAGGCCAUGCAAAUUCACACUUCUCUGAUCCUCUGUCCAAACAUUUGUAUGUGUGCUGCCUUCAUCUUGUGGUCAACAGAAGGGUUUCUCACCGAGGUUGUCACUUGUUCAACUAUCAGCAUCAUACGUCCUCUUCUGUUAAUAAAGACCCAUCCACAUCUCAGUAGACUUCCAGACCGCUUGGAAAAAGCAGUGAAGUUCAUGGCUGUUCCAGUGUAUCAUUCAGUUUUAGCUACAGCUGUAUGCGCAGGUACUUUUGAAGAGGUUAGACGGACAGGGACAGAAUUUGGACAUAUUGCAACAAUGAUGGUGGUGUUAGGAGUGGUGAUUUUCACUGGUGCUGUUAUUUUAGCAAGUUACAACUUCAAAAUGCAGGCAGCCAUGUGCUUGGAAGCAGGGAACUGUGCAUUGUUGUGUCUUUUUCUCAGACAAAAUAAAGAAGGCUUUGACACCAGCUUCCAGAUACCCACCGUACUGCCAUCUAUAGGCUUGGGAGUAAUGAUGGUCCUCGUUCUACAGGAGUAUGGUUUCCAGGGAAAACCCCUCAAGUGUCUCCAUAUUGCUCUGUUAACAGUGAUGGUGGUGGUGUUCAGCACGGGUGGAACGACGGCUUGCAUUUUCUUCAUUACCGCCUUGAGAAUUACCUUCAAAGUGUGGAUCCCUUCGUUUGCUUCAGUGCUGCAUUUAAUUGCAUGGACAGCCUUGAUUUUUGCACUGUGUAGAUACAGACGUCAUAGACAAGGAUGUUGCUCUCAGUAUCAAGGAAAAGGAUAUCUGUGUUGUGCCAUCGUUGUUCCUAUUCUGCUCAUAAUAUAUGGUGCUCUGAGCCUUCAUUAUCUGAGCAAGUACAUGGAAAAUCAUAAAGAUUGUGCUGGAUUCAUGGCUUUGAUUGCACUGUUCCAUAUUUUGGCAGCAACAACCUUCUUAAAACAUCCAAAUAUUUUACCUUAUUUUUCUCACAUGAUGGUUUACAUGUUUGGAGCUGUGGGUCUCACUGUCAUCAAUUCUGUUAGUCUUGCCACAGAACUGAUCCUGAAAGCAGGAAAAGGAUCACGAACUACAGAAGAUCUCCGCGUGAUUGUCUUAUCAUUUGAAAUUAUCUUUGUCUCUGGGUGGCUUGGUUUGGAAAUGUAUGGUGUCUGGAUGAAGACUAGAGACAGAAUAAAACUAAUCUUUGAAGAUCAGAGGGAGACAGAAACUCAGGGCAGAAUUGAGCAACAUUCCUGGACAGAAGAGCACAGACUACAGCACUCCAAAGGUGGACUUACGCUCAUGGGUGAUGCUGAUGACUCUCCCCAUGAUAUCAAAAAUAUCACUGCGCACAUGUAAUAAUGCCAGCUAGAGUGGGGAGUCAGUCCUGGAAAGGGUGUGGCUUUCAUUCAAAUCAAGCAGGAACCAGUGAUUAACCAAUGAGACCAGUUGAUUAAACAAGUGGAAUUGGAGGUGGUAUCUCAGUGAAUGCACGGCAUCCAACCCUUCAGGCAGCCAUACAUCACCUUUACCAGUAUAAUCAAACAAACAUGUUUGAUGGGUGGGAUAAUGGUUGGAAAUGUGGGCUUCUUUGCUUAAUUUACCCUCAGCAGGAAAAUCAGCCUUGUUUCUUAGCAUGGAUUUACAAACGGAGGUUAUCAAGCACAUGAGACCCGCAGAGGUUAGACAUUACUGUAGGCUUCAGGUCCUCAUGUUAGUGGAAGCUCCCAUAGAAGAACAGCGGUGCCUCAUUUCACUUCCACCUGCAGGUAAAAAUGAAUGUAAAUGACUCCCUUUGUUGACCCAAGCAGGAGAGGAAUUUACAUGGGGGAUAGGGCCCUUCUUUCCUGACCCCUCCUUCCUGAGUUGUUCCUCUCUACAGAUCAUUUUAAAUCACAAAAUACUAUGCACUGAAAGAACUUAAUUCUAGAUACAAAUCAAUUUAUUUUUAAGUUUUGAAAGGUUGUUUUUCCUUAUUAAAAUUUCGUGGUCAACUGCCUACCAUCAGGUGAGCCCUCAGUACAAGGAAGUGUGUCACUGUUGGCAGAAAUCCAGUAAAUAUCUACUUCGCAUAGGUAAACUUAAAACUAAGGCCUUUACCACUCAGUAGUAUAAACAUUUACAGCUGUUACCAGAUUGUAUCAACUUGCAGUCACAUCAUGUACUUCAAUCAUGUGGCUGUUGUCUCUCCUAAUGCACAUAGACAGAUCUGGGGCAGUGGUCAGCACCCUUUUAAAAAUAAGAUUGUCUUUUGAAAGCUGAACAAAUGAAAGGCCUACCAGCAUAAAUGUCAGAAAAACUGUUCAUGCACAUAUAGCCUCCGAUUAUGGAAAGUGUACAGCUGGUGAAAAAUGUACUGAUUACAUAUUUGUUUUCAGUCACUGAAUAAGGUUACUGUGUCUCCUCCCCAUGUGAAUGUGUAUUUGUGUGUGCGUGCUUUCGUGGCUAACACGAAAAUAAAUUUCAGUAUGUUUUUCUCCCUUUCCUAGUGAUCUGGUAAAUACAACUUUUGUGCCUUUAGCAAAGCUUUCAUCUAUUUAACUUUAUACAAUCUGAUUGAAUUUCUCUGAGGAUAAGUGUCCCUGACAGUCAGAUGCAUUGUUGAGCGAUGGUGCUCUAAGUUAGCUCUUCUGGGCAAAACCACACUCUGUGGACAUAAUUUUGUCCCUAAACGUGGUGAAUAAGACCUCCUUCUCCCACUCCAGGUGAAAAAUCAUAUCCCUCUUGUCCAAGCAGUCAGUUAUAGCUUGCCCAUCAGACUGAAAGUGGACCUAGACACCCUGAAGAGAGACUCCCUGCAGAGAGAUUCCCUUCAGUGGGCAUCAAGCUUCCUCAGUCCAGUAGGCAAAUAAACUGAGAUAUUGAAGCAUAUUCAAGGGUGUCAUUCAUACUCUUCUACGCAGAAAUUCACUCAGAGCACAAACACAGAGCAGAGACUGAUCAUCUUCGUCCUGUUGCCUACUUCAAGCAGGACAAAUACGGUAGCUUUUGACCCAAUGCUGUCCUGGUAUUAUAGAUAGAAGAUCCAUAAAUAUUGGUAGAGUCAGAUAGAACUCUGUGUACACGUUUUAUCCUAACGUAGAACUAUUUGUGUAGUAGUAAAAGCACAAAAAAAACGACCUGAAUCCACCAGCAAAUGAAACGCCAUUUUCAUCUUUCCAUGUCGCGACAAUGGAGAUGUGCACAAUAUGAACGUAGUUUCCCUAAAAUUAUAAAAAUUACAAAUAUAUUCAUAAUCAUAAACAAAAGAGGGAAAGUAAGUCACAAUAAGAGCUCUUUAGUCCAGGAUUUAACUUGGCUAAAUAUUAAGUUCAGUUGUUAUGAGUCAAAACAGUGCAACUAUACCACAUGACAUGCAUUGCAAGACGGACACAGUGCUAAGCAGCUUACUCUGGAGAGACCUAAGGGUUUGUCCCAGUGCAGACCUGAGAGAGCAUAUGGAGGCCCCACCUGCCAUUCUAGCUGUGAAUAUUGAUGGUCCUGCAGAAAUGUCCUAUCAGGCGAAAAACAAAAAUUCACCAUGUGGACAAUUUGCAUUAUGCAUGAUAGCCAAUCAACUUGAAUCAUCUGAACUUUGUAGCUGUCAUUAUUCAAAUGGUUCCUGUACUGUUUUAUGACCUAUACAAUGGCCAAUCAUUAUGUAUAGUAUGCAGUGUUCCCAGAUUCAUCAUAUUUCCCAUAACAGUGACAUUCUGUAUUUAUGAAUCUUAUUUGCUCAUCUGUUAUAUUUCCAUAGUCUUGACAAGCUGACCUUAUGGACUAUGGAACGAUCCUUCCUCACACUGGCACAACCUUUAGAGGUUAUGCUUGUAACUGUAUAAGGUCUUAGUUGUAGACUUCUAAAACUGUCUCCAGUUAUGCCUUUAACUGCAUAAGGUCCUUGGUGUAGACUUCCAAGAUUGUCUCCAGUGCAGUUUCAUGGUGUCUUGCGAAAUAAGAACCUGAUCUCCAGUCCUAGCUCAGCAUGCUCUGGAAAACUUGCACUUCCAUUCACUGACUUUGGCAUCAGUCUCAAAAUCAGUUCCCAUGGGAGAUAGCAUUGUUGACUUCUGGUAGGUGUGGUUGCUGAUAGGAGAGGAGAUAGGGGUUGUACCUGGUGAAGGUCUACAUAUAAAAAUAUAGCUGACCACAAAUCCACCCUGUUGCAAACUUUUUCAUCGUAUGUUUGUGUAUUAAAAAUGAAUCCUUUCUUAGAGGUUGAUAUACUCACAGUUUUUUAAAGAUACAAACCUGUUUGGCUGUGUUGAUGCCAUAGACCACAGCAGAUAGCGGUAGGUCCUAGUCACGUACUUCCUCAGGAAACGCUUGUUCUUGUUCAUCUUGUGCAUAUCAAUUUGUGAGUAACUACUGUAGCAAUAAUAGAUCAAUAAUAGAGAGGACACAAACAGAGAACAAGUUACCUGGCUAAUGGUCUGGGGAUGUACACACUGGACACAGCAUGCUUAAUAUUUUAAAUAAUGUCACUGAACUGUGUCAUUAUGCUGUCACUGAGUUAUGGAUUCAUUCAGAUGUGGACAAAUGAUUAACAGUAAUAUUUUCAAUUUUGGUGCAGACAAAAUGUAUGUAAAGCAGACAGUAAGGAACAAAAAAACAGCCCUUGUUUAAAGUUUCAAAGUUUAAUAAAAUGUUUACCUCAGUGACAAA
Electrophorus electricus (electric eel) is the source of this 5582-nucleotide messenger RNA. RefSeq lists its product as uncharacterized. Gene Ontology annotation, biological process: negative regulation of T cell proliferation; cell surface receptor signaling pathway; immune response. Gene Ontology annotation, cellular component: external side of plasma membrane. The record is from RefSeq and is a predicted model, not a curated record. NCBI's taxonomy places the organism in Eukaryota, Metazoa, Chordata, Actinopteri, Gymnotiformes, Gymnotidae.